Molecule: messenger RNA, 666 nt
Organism: Mesorhabditis belari
Lineage: Eukaryota; Metazoa; Nematoda; Chromadorea; Rhabditida; Rhabditidae
Source: the annotation of a GenBank genome assembly
AUGAGGAAACCCCAAGGUUUUGAAACGCGUUUUGGCAGAGUGACGCGAAGCAAAAUGCCGUUUGAAAUGCGAAAGCUGACUUCAUUCCCAAUGGAGAAGCUAUGCUACGACCUAAAGCUGGAGGUGUUCGAGCAAAUGGAGCCGAAUGAUGCGAUUGAGUUGGCCAAGGUUGACAUCGGAAUUGCUGCUCGAGUCAACAAUGAAACAAAGGCUCAUGACGAUCAAAAUGCCGUCAAUUUGACUCCAAGGCGCAGGGCCUAUCCCGGAUAUUGGAGCAAGAAGACGAUUGAGGAGCACAAUCGAAGACUUGAAGAAACCGAAUGGGAAAGAUGGAGUCGUUUAGGAAUGACCAUUCGUGUUGCCAAUUCAACGACUCUAAGGGUUUGUGGUGAUGAAUCGCCUGUUGAUGCGAUGCAUGAGGAACUAAAAGCCGGUCUUAGACUUGAAAUUUUGGACACUGUUCGAGAGAUUUUUGUGGGUAGAGCUGAUAAAUGGAAGCUGACCUUGCAAAAACAAAGCGAUGGUGGUAAACAAUGGAAGAUUCCUGCUGAUGUGGCUAUUGAGAAAUCUGACGGCAGAGUGAUUACACUAUGGUCACCGUUCAAGGCUCUCUCUGUAUUCACCAUUGGAUGUGGCAAAAAAAUGAUUUCUUUGAAUGCAAGGGAA